AUGGCGUCGUCCAAUGUGAUGCCUUCUUCCAACUCGAGAAACUCGGAUCUGUCUCGUCGUAAUUCUUCCGUUUCUCCUCCUCCCAUAAAUCUUAACCAGCUGAACCGAGAUUCGACCGUCUACCGGUCGAGGAUAAGCGGCGGCUACGGCAGGUUGAACGACGGAUUUGGUUCCGCGAUGACAGUAGAUGGGAUUCUGCGGGACGUUUUACGUUACGGAACCUCCGUCAUCGCUGGCGGCGGGGGCAGCGGAGUCUACGCUUUGGGAUGCGUCUAUUACAUUUCGCCGGUGAAGAUGUCGGUUAACGUUGAGCGGAAUGGCUGCGGGAUCACCGGAGGAGCUGCGAGUGGGGCGGAGACGCGGGAGAAGAGUGCGGAUGACGUUCGGAGAGAGAUUGUGUCCGGGGAGAGGAAAGCGAUGUAG
Messenger RNA from Tarenaya hassleriana, 423 nucleotides. RefSeq lists its product as uncharacterized. Bases 1 to 423 code for a protein of 140 amino acids. NCBI's taxonomy places the organism in Eukaryota, Viridiplantae, Streptophyta, Magnoliopsida, Brassicales, Cleomaceae. The record is from RefSeq and is a predicted model, not a curated record. The transcript is spliced from 2 exons.